This is a messenger RNA of Ectocarpus siliculosus, 360 nucleotides long. The record is from the annotation of a GenBank genome assembly. Lineage: Eukaryota; Phaeophyceae; Ectocarpales; Ectocarpaceae.
AUGGAUCAUGUCCUGUUCGUGGAGCUCGGUUUCGGCAAUGACCAACAUGGACAAAAUGCCACCAAGGCCUGCGUCAGGGCGUGCCGGAACGCGAUCGAGUUCAACUCGAUCCCUUCCAUCAAGAACAUCGUUCCGGGUGGCUACGCCGGCAUGAAGCUCCGUGUGCAACUGGCCGUCCCGGUGGCAGAGGAAGAGGUGGACGUCGAAGAAAUCAAGAAAGUCUUCCCGUACGGCGAGCUCUUGCCAAUAGAGUUUCAGUCCGGAGGAAUGCGAGCUUCCAGCGGCAUCGCUCUGCCAGAGAUGGGAGACACGAACGACGACAUGAUCGUUGCCAUCAGCUGUGUCACCGUGGGGUACUGA